GGGUUCGGGUUAGUCUAACUCUGACGUCAUCACUUACUGCGUUGGAGGAGUUUCAUGAAAGAUGAAUAAGGAUAAUCAACCUGCAACGGCUAGAAUUCAGCCAAAGAAGCAAACGUUAGAGGAUGCUUAUUCUCCUCCCGCAAACUUUCUUGAAAUAGACAUCACAGACCCUCAAACUCAUGGGCUGCCAAAAUCUAAAGGGCGAUACACAGAUUAUGCUGUCAAAAUGAAGACAAAUCUACCAGUAUUUAAAGUGAAGGAAUCCACUGUGAGGCGAAGAUAUAGUGAUUUUGAAUGGCUGAGAAAUGAAUUAGAGAGAGACAGUAAGAUUGUAGUUCCUCCUUUACCUGGGAAAGCCUGGAAAAGACAGUUACCUUUCAGAAAUGAUGAAGGAAUAUUUGAUGAUGACUUCAUUGAAGACAGAAGGAAAGGACUAGAACAGUUUAUUAAUAGAGUUGCAGGUCAUCCUCUUGCACAGAAUGAAAAGUGUCUGCAUAUGUUCUUACAAGAAACAAAUAUUGACAAGAAUUAUGUGCCAGGGAAAAUUCGUACCACAUGAAAGGGAACAUAGUAGUUUAUCUUCCCCACCAAAUGAAAGCAAGGACAGAAUUUUUAUGCGACAGGCAUUUUACAGGGUUAGAAAUGGGGUUUAGAAGAUGAUAGAAAAUUACAUAAUAUUUUGGAGCAUUUCUUCUAUCUUUAUUGUUGAAAUCUAACUAAAUGUAGUAUUUCAUUGUUAUAGAUUAAAUUGAAGCAAACCUAAAGAAGAACAUAUAUUAAUACAGUUUGCAAUGACAGAAUUAAAAUUGUGUUAGAUUUUAUUGUUUUGCCUGUUUGAACAAAAGUGUCCAAGAUAAAUGGUGUGAAGAGACACGUACAUUUUGUAGAAUAAUUUUUACAAUAAAACAUAAGUACAGCUUACACAAUAAUGAAGUGAUUUUCAUUUCUUGUAGUUUUAAAACAUAUUAUGAAUGUACUGGAUAUCAUGAAGUAUGUUUAUAACGAAUCAAAAUUGUUCAUCCCCAGCUGUUCGGUAUAAGCAUGUUUUACUUUAGUACAUAAUCAAUUUAUUGUUUAUAGUUAUUGCAGUAAUACACAAAGCAAUCAUUAUUGUAAAAGAGAUUGUAGCUACAAAUGUCACCAUAUUUUAUACUGUUUGGGUGCAAUAAGGGUUGUCCUUGUUUUUGUGUGUUUUUUUUUUUUAAAUUUAAAGAAGUUUGAUAUUGGAAGUUUUACAGUUUAAAUGUAUACACUUUGUGUAUUUGUGAAGCCACGGGAAAUUCCUGUGUCUGAUACCAAAUAAUCAAGCUUAUGUUGUUUAGAUAUUACCAGUAGAUAUGUUUUAGUUGCAUUUUAAUCACAAAUCCAUGUAUACUUAGCAUCAGCAGCAAACAUUGUGCAUUUAAUAUUAAAGUGUAAAACAUAAACUUAAUAACAUUUUAUAACAAUAGCAAGUGAACAUCAUAUUAGAUAAAGUUUGAUACAAAUACAUUCAGAGCAGUGAAGUGCAUCUAUUGAAUAUGAUUGACACCCCAUACGGGAUGUGUGCAUUGACAACAAUUUCUCAAGACAUUACCAUAAUUACAUUUCAUGAUUAAUAGAAUUAAGUGAUUUAUCAAUAUUCAUUAGGCUGUUCACUUUUAUUUUGGUUAUGAUUGGCUGAUACAAAAUGUUCCUGGAGUUGAUGGUGGGAAACAUGGUGAUUUCAGUAUUCAAAUUGUUUUAUGAAAAAGGUCAGAGAAAAUGCUGUUUAAUUACCAACAUUAUUCAAUCAUGAUGUUGAACUGCACAUGAAAAUGUACAUGUAGCUGCAGAAAUGUAGCUCUUGGGGGGAGGGGGGGGGGUGAAUAGGUGCUGGCCUGUCUUAAGUUCUGCAACCAAUCAAUAUGAGAAUAUGAAUAUGUUACAUAUUUUGAUACUGAGACAGAAAUUUAUAUAAACUCGUUUGUUUCUAAAUUAUCCACACUUUGCACUGAUGCAUUUACUGGUAGUUUCUGUAUGUUUUAUCAAAAGAACUUCGAAUUUGUGUACAUAAAAGUACUAUAUAUUUAUACAUAUACGUACAUCAGAAGGUGAAACAUUUUGGGUUUUUUUGUAACAAUGAAUGUACAUGAAAUUUAUUAUCCAAGUCCUAAGUUUUGUCAUUCUAUAUCCCACAGUGUUGUACAUGGACAUAUUUAAAAUUUAAAUGUGAAAAGUAGAAUAAAUAAUAUAACAUUCCAAAGAUAAAAUCAGCUGGACUGUGAGCUUACAGUAGAUAUAUGUACUCUCACUACUUUGUAUUGUAAAUUUAGGUUUCGCCAGGUCACACAAUUGAACAUAAAGGACAUGUAGUUACAAGAUGAGCGAGAAAAUGGUGCAUUGCAUUUUCUUCAGUUUUUGCCAUACAUAUACCAACUUGUGAUAUCUGUAAUAUGUAGAAACCUGUUGCUGUGUAUUGUGUUGUCUCAAUGUUCUAUUCUUACCUGACAAAACAUUUGGAGAAUUGUGUACUAAAAUUAUGUAUACAUGUAAAUAAACUGUACAGAUGAAA
Messenger RNA from Ostrea edulis (European flat oyster), 2533 nucleotides. RefSeq names its product sorting nexin-12-like. The transcript has 4 exons. Bases 62 to 559 code for a protein of 165 amino acids. Gene Ontology annotation, molecular function: phosphatidylinositol-3-phosphate binding. Gene Ontology annotation, cellular component: early endosome membrane; retromer complex. The record is from RefSeq and is a predicted model, not a curated record. Lineage: Eukaryota; Metazoa; Mollusca; Bivalvia; Ostreida; Ostreidae. Gene Ontology annotation, biological process: endocytic recycling; late endosome to Golgi transport.